Molecule: messenger RNA, 2230 nt
Organism: Vigna umbellata (rice bean)
Lineage: Eukaryota; Viridiplantae; Streptophyta; Magnoliopsida; Fabales; Fabaceae
Biological process (GO): fatty acid metabolic process
Molecular function (GO): fatty-acyl-CoA binding
Source: RefSeq, a predicted model, not a curated record
AUUAAUAAUGCUAUUUCAAUCUCAAUUUUAAAAGUCUGGUAAAUACUUUGGUUUGGUUGAUAUGGUACCGGGAUUAUUGGCUAUAGUUUCUCAUUUAGCUGCAAAUUUGGUGGGUAUUUUAUAACAGAUUAUAAUGUAUCCAGUAACCAAUACGAUACAGAAUAACGCAUUAAUUGAUAAACGGCUAACAAAAAUAAUGACAACAUAAAAUGAUCUAUCCCAUCGUCACGUUUCUCUUUAUGGCAUUGUGUUGGAAACCGGAAUGAUUACGUAAAACAGUGAUGGAAUUAACUUAUUUUGUCAUCGAAAGUAUUCAUAAUACUUAUCGAAUAUGUUCAAUUAAAACAUAACUUUUUUACCAAAAUUAAGAUACGUACACACGCUAACAAGGUUAGAAGGCAACCAGAGAAUAAGAAUGACUCGCGUGGGGUGUUGGAGUUGGAUAACGAUUAUGGCAGCGAGUGUUGAGUCAGCAUGAUCGACGUGGUCACGGAUAUACACCUUUUUACGCUUGUCUGUCACACACGUCGGUGACCCCUUCACCCUUUUCUCCGCAACAACGGGACCCACACAACACACAAAAAAUGAGAUUGUUAUGAAUUAAAAUUGAAAUUUUGGGUAGCCAAAGCAUAAAGUAAAAUCAGCGCAGAAUAUGCUUUGCGCUGUUACGCAGAUUAUCCUUUCCUUUUUUUUCUAGCUCUUGUUUCAGUUCCUUCCUUCUUAUCAAUUCCUUCCUAAAUUCUCUCAUUAAUUUUCUCCAAAAAAACAACCACUUUUUCAACCGAUCCUAAUCCUUUGCUUAAAACCCUCACUCACCAACUUCUUCAGCGUUUUCCGAUAUUUCCACUAGAAACAACGAAAACGAAAGAAUUGGCAUGGAGCUUUUAACCGUGGUGGAUGAUUUUUUUGUCACGGCGUCUCUGGCUCUUCUUCUCACUUUCAUCGUCUUGAAGCUCGUCGAGGCCGUCAACGACAUUCACGCCACACCAAAACGUCACCUCCCUCCCCAUCCGCUCUCUCCGCUUUCUCAUGCCGAACGCUUUAUGGUUCAGCGCGCUCAAAGCAAGACCAAGGUCCGUUUUAUUAGUCCGGUUCACUCUGUAACCGAAUACAAGAUACAAAACCCCACGGUCGAACCGGUUCCUCACGGGAAACUGUUCUCUGCUCAGCCGGCUCAAAUUAAGAGUGUAGAAAUCGAAUGUGAAGAAGCUACGAUCGAACCGGUUCCACCGGUUCAGCCCGCUGAAAGCAAGGACACGAUCUGUUGUAUUGGUCCGGUUCAAGCUGCCACGUCAUCAGACAUUGAGCGCAAGAUAGAAGAGGCUGUGGUGGAAUUCGAUUCCAACGUUGUUCUCGAGUCACUGGUAAAAUCACAAACAGACAUUGCUGUUAUAGAGGAAAUAGCAGAGGCUAAUGAGGGAACAACACGAGAGUUUGACGAGAAGAGGGACGUGGAAAAUGUUGAAGACCCUUCCACUGAAAUUGAAGUUUCUGCUGUAGAAACCGGCGUGAAAGAGAAUGAUUACAAUGAUGAUGAUGAUGAUGAUUGGGAAGGGAUUGAGAGGAGCGAGUUGGAGAAAGAGUUUAUGGCAGCUACGGAAUUUGUUACUAACGAGGGUGAUCGAUUGGAGAGUGUUGGAAGCAACGUGAAAAUGGAUUUGUAUGGGCUUCACAAGGUUGCCACGGAAGGGCCUUGCCGUGAACCUCAGCCAAUGCCUCUCAAGCUCUCUGCACGUGCCAAGUGGAAUGCUUGGCAAAAGCUGGGGAACAUGAAUCCAGAGGUUGCAAUGGAGCAGUAUAUCAGCCUUCUUUCGAACAAAUUUCCUGAAUGGAUGAAAGAUACUUCAACUGGAAUUAGUGGUCAUGAACAGACAAAGCCUGAAGUUUCUGAGUCCGCUGCUUCUGAUCUGAGAACAACUUGGUCUCAUCAGCAACUGAUCUUAGCUAAUAGGGAACUUGAACAAGAGUCUUAUUCCGAGGAGCGUAGCCCACUUGCAGAGUCAGAUUUAAAUAACAAUGUUAACAAAUGACAGGAUUUCUCUGCUAAUUUCUCUCCAAAGAAGACUGAUUCCAACUGUCUAAGUUUGUUUCCAAGUACGAGAGAUUCUUGGGUUGUUUGUUUUCUCCUUUGGACCUUAAAUUAUUUGUUGAUCAUGAUUGUUCUUUAAUAUCAAGUUGUUAAUAUAUUUUUUGUACAUAAAUAAAUGUGUGUAUAGGAUAAUGUACGCAU